AUGAAGUGUGUCGUCUGUGACGCGGACAAGGCGAGCUACCGGUGCCGUGCGUGCCGUUCUGCGUACUGUUCUUCGCAGUGCUACAAGAAACACCGCAUGUCGAGCGAGGAGGCCGCGGCGGAGGCGGCAAACAUCAACGCCGCGACAUCGUCGUUUGCGCAUCUCUGCGAAAACGUUGUGGCUGCCCAGCGGCCACAGAAGGAGCGGGAUGCGAGGCGGCAGCGCACCGAAGCCGAAUCGGACGUCUUCUCAGACGUGUCGCGAGAGAAGGCCACUGCCGCCGGUGCUGCGCACCGGUCAGAGAACGACGCACCGCCGUCAUCGACUGCUCCGGCAGUGGAGGGGUCUUGGAAAACCGCCACAGAAGCGUCGGAGGCAAACGGACCCGCCUGUGCUGAACCGCAGCCGUCGGCACGGACGGAGUACGCCGGGGACGCUGAUGCGGUGUACAUUCUGCAGGAGAAGCAUCUCGGCGCCUUAGCACACAAUCCGCGAGUGCGGAGUGCGCUGCGCAGUCCAUCACUGCAGAAGCUCAUCAAAACCAUUGACAGCAGUCGCUCCCGGCUGGACGCGCUGGAGGCGGCGCAGUACAACAACGCCGACUUCAGGGACUUUUGUGAUGAGGUGAUGCGCGUGAUUGCGGAGGUGGAGGGCCGGUGA
Molecule: messenger RNA, 660 nt
Organism: Leishmania mexicana MHOM/GT/2001/U1103
Lineage: Eukaryota; Euglenozoa; Kinetoplastea; Trypanosomatida; Trypanosomatidae
Exons: 1
Coding region: 1-660 (219 amino acids)
Source: RefSeq, a predicted model, not a curated record